Molecule: messenger RNA, 2619 nt
Organism: Solea senegalensis (Senegalese sole)
Lineage: Eukaryota; Metazoa; Chordata; Actinopteri; Pleuronectiformes; Soleidae
Gene: exo1
Product: exonuclease 1
Exons: 14
Coding region: 110-2485 (791 amino acids)
Biological process (GO): mismatch repair; DNA recombination
Cellular component (GO): nucleus
Molecular function (GO): 5'-flap endonuclease activity; 5'-3' DNA exonuclease activity; DNA binding
Source: RefSeq, a predicted model, not a curated record
UUGCCGCUAAAUCUAAAUGUACUGCAGCGUUUUUGUUGGCAAUUCCCCGCAGUCUGGAUAAAGCAACGAGAGUAAAAUACGUGUGGUGUUAUUUGGAGCUGCAGCUGAAAUGGGAAUCUCUGGACUUCUUCAGUUCAUUAAAGAUGCGUCAGAGCCCAUCAGUGUGAAAAAGUUCAGAGGCCAGACAGUGGCUGUAGACACGUACUGUUGGCUGCACAAAGGAGCUUUUUCCUGUGCUGAGAAACUCGCCAAAGGGGAACCAACCGACCAGUAUGUGUGGUACUGCAUGAAAUUAGUGGACAUGCUGUUGGCUUUUGGAGUCAAACCAGUGCUGGUGUUUGAUGGGCGCAACCUACCGUCUAAAAAGGAAGUGGAAAAGGCUCGCAGAGAACGCAGAGAAACUAACCUCCAAAAAGGCAGACAGCUGCUGCGUGAAGGCAAAUUAUCAGAGGCCAGAGACUGUUUUAACCGAUGUGUGAACAUCACACCAGCCAUGGCUCAUAAUCUCAUUAAGACUGCCAGGGCUAAGGGUGUGGACUGCCUGGUGGCUCCAUAUGAAGCUGAUGCUCAGUUAGCUUACCUCACCAAAUCUGGUUUAGCACAGGCUGUCAUCACGGAAGAUUCUGACCUGUUGGCGUUUGGCUGUAAAAAGGUGAUCCUCAAAAUGGACAAGCAGGGCAAUGGUUUGGAGAUAGACCAAAGUCACCUGGGCCGCUGUCGCAGCCUGGGGAACAUCUUCACAGAGGAGAAGUUUCGAUACAUGUGCAUCCUCUCUGGCUGCGACUAUCUGGCCUCCCUGUACGGCAUCGGCCUAGGAAAGGCCUGCAAGCUGCUUCGGCUCGCCACAGACCCUGAUAUCCUCAAGGUGAUCAGAAAAAUGGGUCAGUACCUGAAAUCAAACCUAGUCAUUCCUGAAGAUUACAUUGAAGGCUUCAUACGAGCCAACAACACCUUCCUCUACCAGCUGGUCUUCGAUCCCAUCAGGAGGAAGGUCGUACCCCUCAACCCGUACCCGGAGCACAUUGACCCGGCUACUCUCACCUACGCUGGACUUAAUGUUGGAGAUGACAAAGGCUUUCAGAUGGCCUUGGGAAACCUUGACAUCAACACGAUGGAGAGGAUUGACAACUUCAACCCAGACAAACCUCUUCCACAGUCUAAGCAUCGCAGUCGGGGCUGGAAUGAUUCACCAGCGUCAUCUGCGCCAAGUAUUUGGCGUGUCGGCUCCAAACCGGCCCCUGCUGCCCCGCCCUGUUCUCAUGAGUCUCCAGACAGACCAUCCACCACCAGGGGGAAGGAGAGAGUCGUCAGCCUGGAAGGUCUGAGGCUGCCCUGCAGAGAGCUGCAGGUGAAAAGAGCAAGAGAAGACCCUGGUGUAUCAGAGCUGGACAUGCUGCAGCAGUACCCCUCCUCCUCCUCCUCGUCUUCAUCCUCUCAGAAACGAUUUAAGACUGACCAGCAGCCUAACGGAGCUAAAGUAACCUGUCACUCCAAACCACGCAACCGCUUUGCCACGCUGCUGCAGAGGAGGAACCAGGAAGCUGAGGAGGACGACCAGGCCACAUGUAGCAGAUUCUUCAGCAGCUCCGGCUCGUCAGCCAGUCAGAGCACUAAGGCUUGUGCUCAGGAGGACUUGAGUCACGGUGUAGAGUCCACAUCUGUCAGUACCACUGAGGAUAAGAACUCUCCCAGCACUCUGAACAAUGACAGUGAUGGUCCUGAUCUUCCAUCUCUGGAAACCCCCAGCCCCCCUCCAUCACCCCGCACUACGUCCCCAGGUUCAGCCAGUCGGGGCCUCAGAUUGUUCCACUAUUCCAGCAGCUCUGCUUCUACAGAACGAUCAAACACGCGCAAGUCAACCUCAGGACUCUUUGCCCUCCAGCAAUUUCAGUAUAAAAAAGAGAGUUUUCCCUCCUCUCCAAAGACACACACACCCUCAUGUCCAGCCACCACUAAUGGAAACUCGCAGGACAACCUUCCAGACUCCCCUCCUUCUCAGGACAGUGCCUACUUCUCCCAGUCCCAACCAUAUGACUCGUCCUACCAAGAGGAGGAAGUUUCCACCUAUAGCUUCCCCUCCUCCCAGAAGAAAGACAUCACAUCUGAAAUGAAUUCAGAGGCACAGCAGAGUCGUCCCACACACUCGGAUAAAAGAGCUGCCAGUCUAGGAUCAAAGGUUUCUGGUCUGUCCAAACUAGAGUCCAAGAGCCAUGACCGAGCAGCAAAGGUGUUGACGUUGGGUCCAGCCAGAGCCAGCGGGCUGAGGAAGAAAUCUGUGGGAUCAGGGAAGAAGGUCUCCUCCCCUAAUAAUGAGAACAGCCCUUGUGUCCAGUCCACCAUCAGCGGCCUCUGGAAGAACUUCAGCUUCAAAAAAGAUAACCACAAGAUAACGAGCUGUAAGGAAGGAACGCCAAAGCCCAUGUCUCCAGUCAAAGACAUGCUGGUCAGCUCAACAACAGACAUGAACUUAAUCAGCAGCUGCUGAUGGAUUCUUUGAAUGUUUCACACAACUGUCUGUGUGGGAGUGAAGCUUUUUAACAUACCACGUAUGUCGACAGAUUUCUCAUCCACUUUUGUUUCUUAAUGUGUUAUUUUUAAAUAAAGUCACCUGUCGUCUGA